Aspergillus novofumigatus IBT 16806 is the source of this 1540-nucleotide messenger RNA. RefSeq names its product 4-aminobutyrate transaminase gatA (gene gatA). Gene Ontology annotation, molecular function: pyridoxal phosphate binding. The transcript has 7 exons. The record is from RefSeq and is a predicted model, not a curated record. Bases 122 to 1501 code for a protein of 459 amino acids. Gene Ontology annotation, cellular component: mitochondrion. NCBI's taxonomy places the organism in Eukaryota, Fungi, Ascomycota, Eurotiomycetes, Eurotiales, Aspergillaceae. Gene Ontology annotation, biological process: GABA catabolic process.
UUGGAGCUUCAAUUCCACCUGAAUUCAUUCCACGGCCCUUGAAGCUCUUAUCGCCGCUUCCCCAGAUCUUUUAUGUAGGUUCGGUGCUGGGUGUCCCCCUGGUACAAAAUCAAACCUCACAAUGGCAUUCCUUGCUCGUUCGACUCUCCGUCUCCGCGCCACUUCUCGCUUCCCUGUCGCAGCCCGCACGCUCACCACCUCCCCGCACCUCCGAGCAGCUGCGAAGCCUUACUUCGCCGAUGAGCCCAGUGCUCCCAAGGUGGUCACCGCAAUUCCGGGACCCAAGAACAAGGCCGCCACCGCUGAACUGGACAAAGUCUUUGAUGUCCGCAGCUUGAACAUGCUGACUGAUUAUACCAAGUCUAUCGGUAACUAUUGUGUAAUAUCUAGCUAUGCUCAGAUUGCCUCCAUUCCGGUCGCUUCCUCUCCCGAGAUGGUUACUGCUUUGAUCAACCGUCCAGCUCUGGGCAACUUCCCCUCGGCUGAUUGGGCUCACGUCCUUAACACUGGUAUCCUCAAGGUCGCUCCCAAGGGUCUUGACCAGGUGUUCACCGCCAUGGCCGGCUCCGAUGCCAACGAGACUGCCUACAAGGCCGCGUUCAUGUACUACCGUCAGCAGCAGCGUGGAGGACCCCAGGCUGAGUUCACUGCGGAAGAGAUCGAGACCACCAUGAACAACCAUCUGUCCACCACCCGCAGCAAGGCCAUCCACAAGAUGGACAUCCCCGCCUUUGACUGGCCUCAGGCCCCCUUCCCCUCCCUCAAAUACCCUCUGGAGGAGCAUGCGCAGGAGAACGCUCAGGAGGAACAGCGCUGCCUGCAGGAGGUUGAGCGCCUCAUCAAAGAGUUCCACAACCCUGUCGCUGCUGUUGUUGUCGAGCCCAUCCAGUCCGAGGGCGGUGACAACCACGCCUCCCCUGCCUUCUUCCAGGGUCUGCGCGACAUCACCAAGCGCAACAACGUGCUCUUCAUCGUCGACGAGGUGCAGACCGGUGUCGGUGCUACCGGCAAGUUCUGGGCCCACGAUCACUGGAACCUCCAGACUCCUCCCGACAUUGUGACCUUCUCUAAGAAGGCUCAGACUGCGGGCUACUACUACGGCAACCCCGCCCUGCGCCCCAACAAGCCCUACCGCCAGUUCAACACCUGGAUGGGUGACCCGGCCCGUGCCCUCAUCUUCCGCGGCAUCAUCGAGGAAAUCGAGCGUUUGAAGCUCGUUGAAAACACCGCCGCCACCGGAGACUACCUCUUCGCUGGUCUGGAGCGCCUGGCCAAGCAAUACCCUGAGCAUCUGCAAAACCUUCGCGGUAAGGGCCAGGGUACCUUCAUCGCCUGGGACACCCCCAAGCGCGACGAGUUCCUCGCCAAGGCCAAGGGCGUUGGUGUCAACAUCGGUGGCAGUGGCAUGAGCGCUGUUCGCCUGCGACCCAUGCUGAUCUUCCAGAAGCAUCACGCUGAUAUCCUCCUGGAGAGUGUUGAGAAGAUCAUCAAGCAGCUGUAAGCUUCUAGCUCAACGGGCAAUUCAAUUCCCUUUUUUUUU